AUGGACCCGUUGUCGAUAUUCGGCCUCGUUCAGACUUGCUACGAAGUGGGCGCAAAGCUCAUUGAGAUCUGCGAUUGUUGGAAAAAUGCCGAGUCUGAAGUCCAGGCUCGCCUCCUCAAGGUCAGGAGCUGCUGGUUCCGCUCCAGGAGCCAGGUCGAAUUCAUGAGGCGCGUCUCCGCAAUCAUUGAGGACGAUCUGCGAAGGCUGUUCGGGGACCUUAUGAGACAACUCGCGACAUGCUUGCGCGAGGCAUCCGCGCAGCUCAAUUCCGUAAUUCAAAGGGGAGAGGAUGCGAAGCCGGGAUUCCUGGUGUUUGGCGGGCGUGCGAAAAAGGCUGCGUAUGUUUGGAAGAAGGAAGCACUGGACGGUAUCAUUGCGGACAUGGAAGAGUGGCAGUCCCGAUUCGACCCAAGCUGGUUUCUCAUCAUGACCAUCGCGAGCCCGACGAUUGACAACGAACUCAGACGAGCCAGAGCCAGCGCGGGAAUGAUCGAGCGGGCCCCUGGAGGAGCGCCUAGCGCGGCAAACAAUCCUCUGGCACUUGCUUCAGGGCUCCGGACCACGCUAUCAUCUGAUGCAAAGCCGCCGAGUUUUCUCUCGUCGUUUCCGAUGGAGACAGUGGACAUACCUUACUCGGCUCUGAAAAUUGCGCGCCGGACCGGGGACUCGAAGUGGUAUGUCGUCGACAGCAUCGACUGCAGCCCUUAUCCCGAUGUCAAGGCUCUGGCUCGUGAUGUUCGCGUGCUUGCUGCCAGGCUCUCCCAAGCUGACCCUGUUGCAUUCGGGCUCCUCAACUGCAAGGGCGUGAUCGCAGCCUCUCAAACACAGCAACAGGGUGUUCCUAGCCUGGACAGCUCCUCGCCACCUCAACCGGCUGGCGCCAACCAUCUCGCCCCCCUGAACACCUCGAGAAGCAUUUCCCGCAGUCCAUCGCCUAGCAACUACCGCCAGAUCAGCAACUUCACCCUGUUGUUCCGGUUUCCAGAGGGCAUGGAAGUGCUGCAGUCACUGCGGCAGAUGCUGCUCAACUCGGACGCAAACAUCUCGCUGGGCCGCAAGGUGCGCAUUGCCCGGGAAAUGGCAAAGUCGGUGGCCUACGUGCACACAUUUGACUUUGUCCACAAGAACAUACGACCCGAGUCCUUUCUAUGCUUCGAGCCUCCCGAUGGCGCAAGUAGUAGUGGUGGUCUGAGCAGCCACGCUUUCCUCGCGGGCUUCGACGCGUUCCGUGCAGCUACCGGGGCUACAAUGAUGCAUGGCGACUUAACCUGGGACUGCAACGUAUACCGCCACCCGCUGCGUCAGGGCUACAACCCCGCUGAAAAGUACAGGAUGCAGCACGACAUCUACAGCCUGGGUGUGUGUCUGCUCGAAGUCGGACUGUGGGAGCCGUUCGUGGAGUACUCGUCACCGGAGAGUGGCGGACGCAGCGUGCACCCAAUGGCCGGCAAGUCAUUCCAUCAUUUCAAUGCGUGGCUCGAACAGAAGAAUGCGGCUCGUCAGGAUGGUAGUAAGGCCACAUCAACCGAGCGGCAAGGGUUCCUCGACCUGCUGGCUUUCAAGCUAAAAGACUAUCUUGUAGAGCAGGCUGAGACAAGACUGCCAGCACGAAUGGGGGCAAAAUACACCCGAGUUGUCCUGGCGUGCCUAUCGUGCCUGGAUGAGGACAGAUAUCCUGGCGACGAUAGGCAGGUGGCAGUGCAAUACAUUGAGGAUAUCAUGAUGAAUCUUGGUGGAAUAUCCGUCUGA
Microdochium trichocladiopsis is the source of this 1749-nucleotide messenger RNA. RefSeq lists its product as uncharacterized. The coding region runs from base 1 to 1749 and encodes 582 amino acids. Gene Ontology annotation, biological process: protein phosphorylation. The transcript has 2 exons. The record is from RefSeq and is a predicted model, not a curated record. Lineage: Eukaryota; Fungi; Ascomycota; Sordariomycetes; Xylariales; Microdochiaceae. Gene Ontology annotation, molecular function: protein kinase activity; ATP binding.